ACUUCUUCCUCUUGUGACAAUUCUAGAGCUGGUUUUUAACUAACAUCCAAUUGUAAGUUCGAUCAAUCCUCUCUUAUUUUCAUCUGCGAAGUUAACCUAAACCUUAAAAAUGGACGCGAAUUUGCUCAACGAUUUGGAUUCACCUCACUCGAUGGGGACCACCAUCAUCGGCGUCACUUACAACGGCGGCGUCGUUCUCGGCGCCGAUUCUCGAACCAGUACAGGAAUGUAUGUGGCUAAUAGGGCCUCAGAUAAGAUCACUAAGCUCACUGAUAAUGUCUACGUGUGUCGUUCGGGUUCGGCAGCAGAUUCGCAAAUUGUUUCAGACUAUGUUCGCUAUUUUCUACACCAACACACGAUACAGCUUGGGCAGCCAACAACUGUUAAGGUUGCAGCAAACCUUGUCAGAUUAUUAGCCUACAAUAACAAGAAUAUGCUUCAAACUGGGCUUAUUGUUGGUGGCUGGGACAAACAUGAAGGAGGUAAAAUAUAUGGGGUACCCCUUGGAGGCACAAUAUUGGAGCAGCCUUUUGCUAUUGGAGGAUCAGGAUCUUCUUAUUUAUAUGGUUUCUUUGACCAAGCAUGGAAGGAAGGAAUGACCCAAGAAGAAGCUGAGAAAUUUGUGGUCAAGGCAGUGUCUCUUGCCAUUGCGCGGGAUGGUGCCAGUGGUGGCGUAGUUCGGACUGUUACUAUUAACUCGGAAGGGGUAACUAGGAAAUUUUACCCAGGCGACACCCUUCCAAUAUGGCACGACGAGAUGGAGGCACACAAUUCACUUCUGGACAUUUUGCAAACCAGCAGUCCCGAGCCGAUGGUCAGUUGAGAUUUGAGAAAGGAGCAUUGGUUCUAGCACUUGUUUGGCCCAAGAGAAACUUCUUCAAAAAACUCUUUUUCCUUUUAUAAGAACUAUUAAGUUAAGGCUUAUUUAAAACGCCCUUGUUAUGUUUGGUUGGAAGCAUAUUAAAAAGGCUUAUUUAGUCUGCUAUUACUAGUUUUGUUAAGACAUGGGAAUUGGAAAAAUAUUAUUAAUCAAAAUGAGAUUUAGAGAUA
Ipomoea nil (Japanese morning glory) is the source of this 1050-nucleotide messenger RNA. Its product is annotated as proteasome subunit beta type-6-like. Gene Ontology annotation, cellular component: proteasome core complex. The record is from RefSeq and is a predicted model, not a curated record. The transcript is spliced from 8 exons. NCBI's taxonomy places the organism in Eukaryota, Viridiplantae, Streptophyta, Magnoliopsida, Solanales, Convolvulaceae. Gene Ontology annotation, molecular function: threonine-type endopeptidase activity. Bases 110 to 823 code for a protein of 237 amino acids.